AUUAAUUCGUCCUGGAUCAAAAUUGUUAAAAAAAAAAAAUAAAAAAAUUUAUAAAUGUGUGUAAUGUGUAGUGUAUCCCCUAUUUGACCUAUUUCCCCUCCUCAAUCCACACUCUACAAUCCUGAAUACAACAACAACAACAACAACUACCCACUUUUACUCUUCCUUAGCCUUCUCCCUUUGCUCUUCCAUUCCCACCAGAUUUUUACAUCAAACUCCCUUCCAACUUAAAAUUAAAUCAGAUAAUUAUUUGAAGAUUGAGAAGUUUUGGUAUGAAGACGACAAUGGCACAUCGAAGGAAAAGCUCAGAGGGAAGUGGGGUUUCAGCGUCGAUGCAGAUGGAAUUACGGCGACCUUCGUGCUGCGCCAGACCUGCUUGGCUACUUUCUUCUCUUGCCGAACUAGACCAGAAGAUAAGAAGCUUAGUCCACAGCUCCUAUACUGAGAAUGAACAAGCAGAUACAUUUGCACAAAGAGCAGAAUCAUAUUACCAGCAACGCCCACAAUUGCUAUCACUCCUCUUAGACCUCUACAACUCGUAUCUUUCCUUGGCUGAACGAUACUGUCAAUCGCUACAUAAGCAUCAUAAUCAUCAGCCUAUCGUUCACCACAGGGCGUUUUCCUUGUCUGACAACCUCUCGGCUUCAUCUUUCUAUGAUAAUCAUAGCGAAGAAGACUGCCAAUCGGAGGCUGAAAGCUCGCUUUCCUACCAAGUUUCGUGUAGAUCAGUUUCGGUUGCUAGUCAAUACAAUCAAUGUGAUGAGAUCGUACUUGAGUUAGUCGUCAAAAAUGUUGAAUACAAUCUGUUAGUUGAUGAACUCGGGAUGAUGGAGAGACAGACCCAUGAAUGUUCGAGGAAAAUAGACUUGCAAAGGAGUCUCUUAGAGGUUCUAGAAUCGGAGAGGAUGAUUUUACUGAAUGAGAAUGCGGGAUUGAGGUAUAAGGUUGGUGCGCUAAUUGAAGAGAACAAGGGAUUAGCUUCUGAGUCGAUGUUUAUGAAGAGGAAAGCGGGGGAAUUAGCGAGGUGUGUGUUGAAGAUGAGGGAGGAUCAUCGAGUUUGUAUGUUAAGUCGUAAAAUUGAGGAACUUCAAGGGAAAAUUCAAGGGUUAGAGAAGAGAAACCGAGAGUAUUAUCAAAAGUUGGUGACACGAGAGAAAUUGCAAUGCGUUUCGUGUAAAGAAGGUGGUGGUACGAGUAUGGGUGAAGUGUUGAAGAGCAAAGAUAGCAUCGUCGAGGGUGUGAGCACCGAGACUUGCUUUCAAGGGGAGAAAGAUCAAACAAGUAUCACUAAAAAGAGUGUUAGAAUCUCUAAGUUUUGGGAUAAGGUUAAGAAUUCUGAGUUCUUGUUCCUUUGCAAACCUAAUCCCUCCAAGUCUUUUGGUUAAUGAUCUUAACAAUGCUAGGAUGCUUUUGAAUCUAAGAAAUAGUAUGAUGCUUAUAGUUUGGUAGGGUUUGGGCGUCUCUUUGACCGUAUUCCUCUCGCUCCACCUGAUCCUGCCAUUAAGUGGAAACUGGAUAUGAUUUUAGGGUAUGGUAUAGUUUGAUAGGGUUUAAAUCUCAAUCAUAUGUUGGUGUAUGAGAUUAUGGUGUUAGCUGAGGUUUUUAGGAAAUCAAAUACUUCAAUGUAUGGCAUUGCACCAAGUAUUUAGUAAUUGCAACUAAGUAUUAUAAUCAUAUUUUUUGUACUUGUUUGAUCACUUGCAUCAAUGAUAAAUGGAAAACGAUCACAUUUGCAGU
Molecule: messenger RNA, 1737 nt
Organism: Amaranthus tricolor (Joseph's coat)
Lineage: Eukaryota; Viridiplantae; Streptophyta; Magnoliopsida; Caryophyllales; Amaranthaceae
Product: kinase-interacting family protein
Exons: 3
Coding region: 273-1385 (370 amino acids)
Molecular function (GO): actin binding
Source: RefSeq, a predicted model, not a curated record